GGUCAACAUAAUAACUGCCUGCACUAGACCAGUGAUUUUUGUGGUGGCUGAUGUGCAUUUGUUACUCAUAGAAUCAUGUUUCCAAUUAUUAUACUUCUAUUAGGCAUAUCUGGCCUUACUUUGCCAGUUCAAGCAGUGCCGGGUCUGUUGGAUGACAUUUACUCUCUUGUUGAUGACAUAUAUGACUACGCUUUUAAUGAGACAGAACCAUCUUCACCUGAUAUUAUUGAUGAAACCAUUGAUUGGAUUUUUGACCUCUUUGAUGAGCCAGUCACGUGUGAUCCAAAUCCCUGUCAGAACAAUGGAGUGUGUGAAGUCAAACCGAAUGGUGGCUACAAAUGCAUCUGUCCAGAGCCUUACAUUGGCAAAAAGUGUCAGGAUGAGAGGAACUUGUGUAAAAAUGUGAAGUGUGGUAAUGGUGUAUGUGUCAAAACUCAAGAAGCCCCGUUCUACAAAUGCCAUUGCCAGGCCCCCUACAUGGCUCCUCAAUGCAGGAAAGCCUCUGCUUGUAACCCAAGUCCAUGCCUAAAUGGAGGAACAUGUGUUAAAGGCCGAACAAGAGCCAGCUUUAAGUGUGAAUGUCCACAAAACUACACUGGGAGGUUCUGCCAAGUUGGUCCAAAUGAUUGCUAUGAGGGGAAUGGUGAAUCAUACAGAGGUUUUGUCAGUGAGUCAGUGGAAGAACUGGAAUGUCUACCCUGGAACUACUAUCGUAUAUCCUAUAAGGAUUAUGAGAGUAAUGAUGGCAUCGGACACCACAGUUACUGCAGAAAUCCGGAUGGAGAUCGGGAACCCUGGUGCAUUAUCAAACAGAAGGGCAAGGUCCUGUGGGACUACUGUAAUGUCAAGCCCUGCGUUAAACCAGAUCCAGUUAAACCCUCCAUGGCCCCUGCAAAGCUGGAAUUUUCCGAAUGUGGAAAAACUGGUCAGGCUAGUAUGAUAGCUCCAAGGAUAUUUGGUGGGAGGAAGUCCUUGCCUGGAGCCCAUCCCUGGCAGGCCUCGCUUCAGGUACGCCCCGAGGGCUCUAAUGGACAAUACAUCCACAACUGUGGAGGAACCCUUAUUGACUCUUGCUGGGUCCUAACUGCAGCUCACUGUAUUGAAAAACAUGAGGAGAUCAGGGUGGAGCUGGGAGGUGUUAACCUUGAGAGAGAUAACCCUGCAAAGCAGUUUCUGGAGGUGGAGAAAGCCAUUGUUCACGAGAACUACACAGAGACAGCUGAAGCCUUGUAUAAUGACAUAGCUCUGUUGAAACUGAAGGCAAUAAAUGCACGGUGCGCCAAUGAGACCAGGUCUGUUAAGGCAGCAUGUCUCCCCACCGAUCCAUUCCCUGAUGAAACACUCUGCACUAUAUCAGGAUAUGGGCUCACCGAGAAAGACGAUUCAGUCUCUCCUCAGCUAUUGGAUGCAAAGGUUCUCCUGAUCUCUCAGAGACGCUGUAUGUCUCGGAAUAUCUAUGGAAACAGAUUGGAUGAUACCAUGAUGUGUGCUGGGCAUAUGCAGGGAAAGACUGACUCUUGUCAGGGCGAUUCUGGUGGACCACUGGUUUGCCAGAAAGACGAAAUUAAUUACGUCUACGGUGUGGUGAGUUGGGGUGACAGCUGCGGAAAGAAGAACAAACCAGGAAUAUAUGCUCGCGUCAACAAAUUCAUUGAUUGGAUCAAUGAAAAGAUGCGUUCAGCGUAGGUUUCUGCCUUUAAAAUGCUUUAAAGGGAUAGUUCACCAAAAAAUUCAAAUUCAUUCCAUCUCAGAUGUGUAUGACUUAUUUUCUUCUGCUGAACACAAAUGAAGAUUUUAAGAAUAUCUCAUCCCUGUAGGUCCAUACAAUGUACUUGAAUGGUGGCAGGAACCAUGAAGGUACAAAAAGCAUAUUACGGCAAUAUAAAAGAAAAACAAAAUGGCAGUGGUUAAAUCUGAAUCUUCAGGAGCAAUUUAAUGGGUGAGAAACAGAUCAAUGGCCAUUUUUUUUUACUAAAAAUUCUCCCUGCCCAGUAGGUGGCAACAUGCACAAAUACUAAGAAUCGUAAAAAAUAAAUGAAAAAAUGUGAUAUUGGAAAUUAAUAGUGUAUUUAUGCUGCCUUUACAAGCUUUUUGGACCUUCAAAGUUCUGGCCAUAAUUCACUUGCAUUGUAUGGACCUACAUAGUGGAGAUAUUCUAAAAAUAUUAGUGUUUAACAUUAGCAAAAGACUCACAUCUGGGAUGGCAUGAGGGCGAGUAAAUAAGAAUUUCCAUUUUGGGGUGAACUCUCUAAGCUUCAAUGCCAGUACCUAUAGCUGAAAGAUAAGACUUCACCUGAUUAUAAUAAUUUACAAAUAUACAGUAGACAUUAUACAGUACAUGGUAUGCAGUUUCCGGUUAUAUGCAGAAUGGGCAGCCAGUUCCAAGUAACCCUUCAAUUUUGGGGAGCUACAUUACAGGGCUGAGAAGCACAUGCUUCUGCUUUGCAAAUUACUACAGAAGAAUGAACAUUGAAUCAUUUACAAAGGUUUAAAUUUUACUAUGUAUUGUUUCAACUGUUUUAGCAUUCUGAACCCAAAGGAACAAGAAACAUUACUAGCCAUGUAGUAAUUUUCUGAUUUGUGCAAGUCACCACCUUAACACUGGUACUCAUUUUGUUUAUACAUUUGUAUAAGUCAUGUAAUGGGUUGUAAAGUCUUAACUCAUUGAAGGCAAAUCCUUCUAAUGCCUUAUGAAAGUUUUUGGCAAUUUGCCAUAUGAAAUUUCAUUGGAAUUUUGUAGGGGACAGAUGUAUUCUGGAUUAAAAUAUUGUAACGCGUUUAGUUUGAACCAAUCA
This is a messenger RNA of Xyrauchen texanus (razorback sucker), 2795 nucleotides long. RefSeq names its product hyaluronan binding protein 2 (gene habp2). Gene Ontology annotation, cellular component: membrane. Gene Ontology annotation, biological process: proteolysis; blood coagulation. Gene Ontology annotation, molecular function: serine-type endopeptidase activity; calcium ion binding. The record is from RefSeq and is a predicted model, not a curated record. The transcript has 13 exons. Lineage: Eukaryota; Metazoa; Chordata; Actinopteri; Cypriniformes; Catostomidae. The coding region runs from base 76 to 1686 and encodes 536 amino acids.